Molecule: messenger RNA, 1649 nt
Organism: Heterotrigona itama
Lineage: Eukaryota; Metazoa; Arthropoda; Insecta; Hymenoptera; Apidae
Source: the annotation of a GenBank genome assembly
AUGAAAAGAUCGUCUGCGGGAUUAAGCAAUAAAUGGUAUGAAGCUAUGGCUUGCGAGUAAUUUCAGACUAAAAAAAAAAAAAAAUUUUGAAAAAAAUUUUUCAAUUUUCUAAUUGAAAUAAAGUACUUGAAGUAUUUUGCGAUUUUCCCUUGAUUUAAUUAAACGUACAUUUUAUAUAGUACAUAAGAUUUUUCUCAAAUGCCUCCGGAGAAGAUAUCAUUUCUCCCUUUGUCUUAUUUGCGCAGUGUAUUUGCUUUUUUAAUAUUUUUCUCUAAUAAUAAAAUAGUUUGAUAAUACUUUAUACUAACGAUUAUCUUUUUGAAAAAGAUUAUAAAUUCAAUUUCGUGAGUAUACUCUUCAAGGUUUUACGCAAAUUCAGGUCAAUAGAUUAAUAAGGUGAUUUAUUAAUUGUGGUCGUUUAACAAUAAAUUUGUUUCCAAGAAAUCAUUUAAGAAAUUUAAAAACUCAAUUGCGAACGCGAAUGUAAAAUUUAAACUUCGUUACGGCAGCACGAAAUGAAAUCUUCUUCUUUGUGAAAAUAUUUUAUUAAAUACAGUUGAAUGAAGAAUUAAAAUUUUGUUAGUCGACGCGACAUUGAAAUGUAUAAAUGAAAAUAUGUCAUAAUAUUGUUAUUUACUUUUCGAAAAUUCACAAAAAAGAUAUCAACAAAAUUUAGUGGAUACGCAAUAACACAUGUAAGUAAGAGCUUAGUUCACAAAUUCUUCAGUAAGUACAAGAUAUGGCACAAGAAUAUACAUUUUGUUACAAUAUGACAAUCAUUGAUAAACUGAAUAAAAUAGAAUCACUAAUUUCCCUGGUAAUAUUUUAACAUGAUCUACAAUUAUUCUAAUUAUAGGAAUAAUAUAUGUAAUUAUUUGGAUCUCUGGGAUUGCUGUAAGGAUUCCUGGGAUUGUUGUAAGAAUCAUCCACUGGAACGAGUGGAAUGUCUAGAGAUUCAAUCAGCUCAACAUCUGAAACUGCUUCCACCUUGGUCACAGGUUUUGUGCAAAUAAAGCCUCCGCAAUUGGUGGGGCAACAUUUACCAACGUCUGAGCAUUGUGCGUCAGAGAAACAGGACUGGCUACAAAUCCGUACUGGCAAAGGUGGUGGACAGGAGCCUGAUCGAUCCCCACUUAAUGAUAAUUGUACGGAGCACGUGGUUACUCUGGCAACGGAAAUCAAGGAUCGUUGGUCCUACCUCGGAUGUUGAACCGCAAUUAGCUGGGCAAAUCCAAUUAACGAAUAAAUCUAAAUCGGGCGGAAGGAAGAUAGUGGUUUCUGCGAGCCCCAGAAAUAAACGAAUGGACGUCUGGACGAUUUCCUGGUCGUUGAGCCGGGGGGAACAACUUCUCUUCUUCUGUAAUAAAUCAAUGAAUAUUAUUGUUAUUAUAUUGAAUGUUGAAACGGAAGGAGUUAUUGUUAAUGAAAGUAAAAUUAAAAGGAAAAUUCGCACAAGGUGAAAUUUCAUCCAUAACAGUCUUUAAGAGUUGAUUUAUAAAUUUAAAAAGAACAUUUGAGGGAAUGUCAGUAUGAAAUUCGUAGAAUUUAGACUUGUUUUAAUAGCAAUGACAAGGUCAGAUUAUCUUAAAUUUCAAGCGUUCGUUUUCAUCAGAUAAUAGAAAUACCUUUAUGUUAGAAAAAAGUAGUCG